Messenger RNA from Grammomys surdaster, 1047 nucleotides. It is a transcript of the gene CUNH17orf58, whose product is annotated as chromosome unknown C17orf58 homolog. Bases 102 to 440 code for a protein of 112 amino acids. The transcript has 3 exons. NCBI's taxonomy places the organism in Eukaryota, Metazoa, Chordata, Mammalia, Rodentia, Muridae. The record is from RefSeq and is a predicted model, not a curated record.
GCGCCUGCAGCGCGGACGCGGACGAGCGCGAGGCCUACUGCUCCAGCGAAUUCGCAGCCGUGAACGGAAUCGUGCACGACGUGGACGUGUUGGGCGCGGGCAUGCGUCUGGUGACUCUUCUGGUGGACCCCGACGGACUGUAUAAGAUGAGCCGCCUGUACAUCACUCCCGACGGCUUUUUCUUCCGCGUGCAUAUACUAGCCCUGGACUCCUCCAGUUGCCAUAAGCCGUGUCCAGAAUUUAAACCCGGAAGCAGGUAUAUUGUGAUGGGCCACAUCUACCAUAAGAGACGGCAGCUCCCCAGUGCUCUGUUCCAGGUCCUAAGAGGGCGCCUGCGUCCAGGAGACGGGCUGAUCCGGGGUAGCAGCAGCUACGUGAAGAGGUUUAACCGAAAGCGGGAGUGGCAAGUUCGAGGUGCCACCCACACCCGGUGCAUUUGAACAGGCCGACUUGGCACUCGUGGUCGGUCUUCACGUGGCGGGAGGCUUCUGUGAAACUGGGCCCACAGCUAGUUACCUUAUGGACCACGUGUGCAGCUCAGCUCCACAGCUGUCCCUUUUACACUAGACCCCGCAGGUCAACAGAUCACACCACUUUUGCUGUUUUUAAGUUAUUUUAAUUUAAUACAUUUCCCCCAGUGGAGACAGUUCACAAAACAUUUCUCGAAUUUAAAUAUGCAACUUUGAAUAGUAUCUAUCAUGUGUCAAGCCAGAUUUUGUAUUUAAAGCAUCGAGUUUUAAAUUCCACACACGGGAGGGUAAGCAUCUUAGUCAUUUACAUAUGAAAUGCCAUAGAGAUCAAACGCCAGCCAACUAUACAUUUCAAGGGCUAAUUCAAGCAAAACAUUAUUCAAGGUGUGUUCCUGAUGUACCAAAAUAAAAGCCCCUGUGUAUUGUCAUGCCUCCUUGCUCCCAAUAACCUGUUUUGUGCCAAACUGUCAUCGAUUCCAGCCCAUUACCUGCUGUAUCUGAUGUCAUUUUUAUGUUAAGAUCCUGUAGUAUCAUGAUUGUCUUCGGAAAGCAGUAAAUCUCGUCAUGAAAUCAGAAA